AUGUCCGACUCGGAAGAAUUGGUUGAGCUCCCCGAGGAUGAGGAGGGUGAUGACCUCUUUGGCGAUGAGCUCGCGGACGACGUCCAGGAAGACCGCAGCCGCGCUGGCAGUGAACGCGCCGCAUCCGACCAAGAUGCGGGCGAAGACGGAGAAAGAUUUGAUGCAGCUCCGACAUCGACGGAUUACGAGACCAAAGUGAUCGAAGCUGUUGAAAUGCAGCGCCAUCGCACCCCGAAAGCGAAGGAACAAAGACUCGGAUCUCUUCGCGUGCCCAAGUUCUUGAGAUUCAUUCCCACGCUGUACGACCCCGAUACAUUCGAACCCACCGAGGAAGACAUCGAGAAUGCGAAAGCCGACACGCCCAAGAUGGAUGUUCGUGUUCGCAGACAUGGCAACAAGUUACAAAGCAAUGCCAUGAUCCACAGAUGGAGCGACGGGUCGGUCACAAUCACAGUUGGCGACGAGCAUCUCGAAGUGACGCACAAGGCGCUGGCUCCCGGCCCGGAUCAGCCAUACUCCGAUCUGCAAGACGGCCACUAUUACGCCGCCGCUGCCGAGUACUCGAGUAACUUCCUCAUGUUUGUGGGUCAUGUCACCGACCAGUUCAUUGUGCGCCCAGGCAAGGAAGUGCAGGAUGAUGCGCUUGCGGCUCUUGCAGAGCGCAUGGCCACUGUCACGCAGAAGCCGCAAGAGAAGGACAUGAUCAUCAACACCAUUCAGGACCCGGAGCUCAGAAAGCGGCAGGCGGAGCAGGCAGAGAAGGAACGCAUGAAGGCGCAGCGUCGUCGCGAAAACGCGGCCGCCAAGUUGACAGACGCCAGCCGGGGCUACGGACGCGGCGGUGGUCUCUCCAUCGGUGACCUGGAGGGUGGACGCCGCGCCGGAGGCUCUCGCAAGAGGGGUGCGGCCGGUGCACCGAAGCAAAAGAGGAGACGCCCCGAAUACGACUCUGACGAUGAUGCACCCGCUGGAGCUUACAGGCAGAACGACUACGACAUGGAGGACGACUUCAUUGUUGGCAGCGACGAAGACAUCAGCGAAGGCCCGGAUGACGAUAACGAAGAGAUUCUGGACGACGAUGACGAAGACGAGAGGCCGCGGUCGAAGAAGAGACAGAAGAUGUCGGACGACGAAGAUGCUGAUGGCGACGAGGACGAUAUGAUGGAGCCGAGUGGCAGAGGCAGACGUCGUCAUGUUGUCGACGACGACGAUUCGGAGUAA
Colletotrichum karsti is the source of this 1221-nucleotide messenger RNA. RefSeq lists its product as uncharacterized. Gene Ontology annotation, molecular function: RNA polymerase II C-terminal domain phosphoserine binding. Lineage: Eukaryota; Fungi; Ascomycota; Sordariomycetes; Glomerellales; Glomerellaceae. The coding region runs from base 1 to 1221 and encodes 406 amino acids. Gene Ontology annotation, cellular component: Cdc73/Paf1 complex; nucleus. Gene Ontology annotation, biological process: positive regulation of transcription elongation by RNA polymerase II; transcription elongation by RNA polymerase II. The record is from RefSeq and is a predicted model, not a curated record. The transcript is spliced from 2 exons.